Messenger RNA from Procambarus clarkii (red swamp crayfish), 4620 nucleotides. Its product is annotated as probable E3 ubiquitin-protein ligase rbrA. Gene Ontology annotation, cellular component: LUBAC complex. Gene Ontology annotation, molecular function: ubiquitin-protein transferase activity; ubiquitin binding. Gene Ontology annotation, biological process: proteasome-mediated ubiquitin-dependent protein catabolic process; protein linear polyubiquitination. The record is from RefSeq and is a predicted model, not a curated record. NCBI's taxonomy places the organism in Eukaryota, Metazoa, Arthropoda, Malacostraca, Decapoda, Cambaridae.
GAUAAACGUGUCCAUAUCACGUCCGGAGGUCUGUGUGGGAUCAGCUGGGUGGCCAGUCUCGCCCCGCGGUACAUGUGACUGUGCGUACUGUCUCCACCUCCGCUCUAAAACUGGAUUUAACGCCUUAACGCCAGGAUGGCUGGACCUGUGCCAUUGAAUAUUGAAAAGGACAGGUGGUGCCAAGAGAGGCUGGAUUUUGUUUGUGCUGUUGUUAAUGAUGUAGACAGAGAGAGCUUAAAGGCUCAGCUGGAGAUCUGUGAGACAGAUGAAGAUGCUGAGGGCUUGAUGCAAAGUCUCCUGUGGUUACAGGAUCAUAAUGAUGCUCAACUGCUUGUACAUCAAAACGACCAGGAACCGCAACAUCAAGAAAACCCCAAUAAUCAUGAGCAACUACUUCAGUAUAAUGCAGAGGAAUAUCCACAGGCCCACCAUGACCCAAGGGAGCAUCCCCAGGCACAAGUUGAUCCUGCAUGGCAUCUCCAACUCCAAAAUGAUCCAGGAAUGUGUCUUCAGGCCCAAAUGAGAGAGAACAUGCAAGAUACAGAACCUCUGGAUGAAGAUCACUCAUCAAACUCAGAUGAUUCUGAAGAGUAUCAUCUAGAACAAAAUGCUCAGAUUUGGCAUCAGCCAAUGUCAGUUGUUCCAAGAUUGCAUAUACAGACUCAAAUUAAUGAUGAGCAGGACCAAACUAUGAACAUUGAAAAUCAGGCAGCUGAAGCAAUGCGUUUAAAUGUUGCAACUGGCAUAGCUGGAAUGUCAGGUGAUGAGUUGAUAGCACGGUUGCUCGCAGACGAGGCUAACAUCACAGAGUCUGAGGACACUUCUGCUGAUGAACAGUUGGCACGGGAGCUGUCCGAAGAGGCAAUGGAACAUGAGGAAACAGAAGAAGACAGAGUAGCAGCACACCUGGCUGCUCUAGUCAACAUGUUCCCUGAUGCAGAACCUAACUACCUGGAGGAGAGGUGCACAACAAUCAAAGGGGUAGAAGAGGAAUUUGAGAAGUUGGUGGAGGAGUUGCUGGAGAAGAAGUCCAGCGAACCCAGGAUGUCUGGGUACCUCAAGCAGCAGAGACAAGCCAUCUUUACUCCAAGGCCCUCCACUUCAACCAACAUGGAGAUACCAGAGCCACUUCUAGACCCUGCGCAGGACAUAACAGCCAAUGAACUCCACGAGUGCAGCAUAUGCUAUGAAGAGCAAGUUUUAGAGAAGAAUAUGGCUACCUGUAAUGCCUAUUACAACUUCCACAAAUUCUGCAUUGACUGUAUUAGGAAACAUGUCGCAGCCCAGAUAGGCCUGGGACAUUCCAGUUUUAGGUGCAUGAAUGGUUAUUGUGAGUCGGAGUUCUCAUGGAGGACUCUGCAGAGAGUAAUGGAGCCUGUGGUCUUCGAAAAGAUUCAAGAAAGGAAGCAGCAAGAUGAAAUACGUGCAGCUGGCAUUGACAACCUCGAGUCGUGUCCAUUCUGUAACUUCAUGAUCAUCAUGCCAAACCAGGAGAACAAAGUGCUCGAGUGCCUCAAUCCAGAGUGCCUGAAGGAGUCCUGCAGAUUGUGUAAAGAUGUAUCCCACAUCCCAUACCGGUGUAGUGAGAUUGAAAAAGAGGACCAGAAGGAUGCUCGUACAGUCCUGGAGAAUCGCAUGGCAGAAGCUAUGAUCAGGGAAUGUCCGAAAUGCAUGAAGAGGUUCAUCAUUGAGGCUGGGUGUAAUCGGAUGGUAUGUCCUUGUGGAUCCGUUAUGUGUUAUCUAUGCAAAACUAUACUCGGAAAUGAUUACAAUCACUUUGAACAAAGACAAGUGGCUUCUAACAAGUGUCCCCUCUGGAGCAACCCUACAGAGCUGCAUACUACCGAAGUUCGCGAGGCAGCAGUUAAAGCCAAGCUGGAGAUGAACCCCAGCAUUACACUCCUGCAUGACCCCACUGCUGACAUUGUGUAAUGUUUGACCUCGCCUUUGCUCAUGCCUUCUGUUAGCUCUCUCUCUCUCUCCUACUCUUUGUUUACAUGACUUGAUAUAUUGAUCCAGAAUGAACCAAAAUGUUGUCACUUUCCUUUCUUGUCAUAUGUGUGGGUAGGGUGUCUAGUAUUCAGCCAGGUUACAGGUAUUGUGACUUAUUCUCUGCAUUAUGUAGAACUCUUUGUAAUCUCAUCAUUGACCAUGAAAAUGAUUAAUGACUAUAUAAUGAUUUGAGAGGUACAGUUCGCUCUCCCAAAGUAUAGAUGUCGAGUCAUUAAAUUAAAACUACUUUAAUUAACCUAUCUGUGCUCACAAUCUAUGGAGAUAGUGCAAAUCUGUAGAUGAGGGUAACUGGCUGUGCCAGGGUUUCACCCCCCCCCCCUUUCCCUUCUUCCCAUAUCUUGCACUCCCCCUCUCACGGAAACUAGUAUUACUAAUAGGUGAAAACCUUACAAAAUCAAAUCCCCUUUUUCAAAUCUUAUAAAAUAUAGGAACUGAUAUUUCUUAAAAGGGGGAUACUGGGGCUGACCCCCCCCCCCCCCCCCCCCACCCCAUCAGCCUAUGACACUUCCAUACCAUCCAUGUAUCAUCUUGACAAGUUGGGUGAGGCUCUAGCUGGCUUCCAACCUUGGACAGACAAGAAGACAGACAUCCUUAAUUAUAGAUACAGAUUAAGUGCAAGGUGCUGCUUAGGACAAGUUGUUUUUCUAUUUUUAUACAGCUCUCUAGCUUAUGAUUACAGUACAUUGCCUAAUCUGUAAAGGAAUGUUAUAUUAUCCUCAUGAGUAGCUAAAUUUGUGUAUUGUCAUCUAUAAUGAUUCACAAGGUAAUUUUAAUAUCGAUUACAGUAAGACAAUAAUUUUAUCGGUAUAAAAUGUUUAGUUUUUCUUAUGAUCAGAAACUAAGACUUUCUAAUAAAGCAUAUUUUUAUUUGAAAACAUGUCAAUGAAAAUUUAAACUCUAGCAAUUCAUGUGAACAUUCCAAGUGAUAACAAAAGUGCAAGUCAUCAAAUUUAGCUCAAUGUGAUCUUGGUCAACCUAUAUCAACAGCAACCUUGUGUAUAUUAUAUAUAUAUAUAUAUAUAUAUAUAUAUAUAUAUAUAUAUAUAUAUAUAUAUAUAUAUAUAUAUAUAUAUAUAUAUAUAUAUAUAUAUAUAUACACUGGUGUAUAUAUAUAGAUAAUAUAUAUUAUUUCAUUCACUUGAGUAUUACAAGCCUUGAACACUUGAAUACUUUACCUCCAGCAUGGGAGAUGAGUGCUCUUUCGUUGUCUCCUUGUGGUGCAUCUGAAAUCCUUCUUUAUUGUGGCUAGCUCACAGCUCAGUUGAUGGAGCACUCAUCUCCAUUCCUUUCCCCCGUCCAAUCCCAAAUCCUUGUCCUAUUUCUUUCAAAGUGCUAUAUAGUUCUAAUAACUUGGCACUUUUCCCUGAUAAUUCCCCCUUCCCAUGCUGGAGGUCGUGUGUUCGAGGCUCCUAGUGCUCCGGUGAAUGAAAUUACACACACACACACACACACAUAAAGAAAUUGACAUUCCUUUAACAUUCUGUAGGAUUUUCCAUCCAAUUAAUAUACUGUACUGUAUUUUUAGAAAGUUUGGCUAGAAAAAUUGCAGUAAUUUUUAUCACCUAAAAUUGUAUCUGAUUUUUUUUUUUAUCAAGACCUGUUUGCAAUACAGGUAUUAUAUACAAAAUGGGCCAAAGAAGGGUUAAACUUCAUGAAUGUGUGACUAUAAAUAUACUUAGCAGCAUUUUAGAAAGGAUUAUGUGCCGUGUGCUCCCUGCAUGACACGUGAAUAUUUAUGUACAGUAUAUUAUGUAUAUAUAGUUAUGGCAGGUUUAUGUAGUAAAUAUAUAUACAUGUCAGAGCAUGAAGGAAGGAUUAAGACAGGAAUUUCUUCAAGUACUGUAUUUGCAUAUUUAAUAAUACUUCUUCAGAAAGAUGCAUCCUUCUGAAAGUGUAUUAUUAAAUACGAAAGUACUGUAUAAUACUUAAGGAAAUUCCUGUCUUAAAAUCCUUCCUUCGUGCUCUGAGACAGUGUCAUAUAUAUAUUACAUAAAAUUGUACAUCCAUCAUGUGUUUAUUCAUGUCUCUAUACUGAAUAACUCGGUAAGCUGUGAUCUCUUUCCUGAAGGAUAACAUUUUAUCUGAAUUUUUUUUGUUAUUGCUACAUUCAUUACUAUAGUAAAAUGUUAUCUUAUUAUGGUACAGUGUUCAAUUAUUUUCACUAUUUUAUAGCAAUCUCCAUUAAUUUAAGUUUAACUGUUUAUUAUCAAUAUUUACUACUGUGUCACCAAUACCGUAUCACCGUGAUCAUUAUCGUGUGGCCUUGAUCAUUAUUAUGUCACCGUAACCAUCACUGUAUCACCAUAUUUCUAUAAUUUGUGCUUCAGUAUUGGUUAAUUAAUGUUAAUAAACUUACCUGUUCAUCUAGACUGUCUUCAAAGACUGUCUAGACUGUCGUUUAUCAUUGUUCAUCCAAAUCACUUUUGUUCUUCCAGUUUAUUUUAGUGCAUAUCACCCAUUUGAUAUAUUUACUGAUUUUAUGUAUUGCAUAAUUCAUUUUCAAGAUUAUCCGAUUGUAUAAGUAGCUCACUAAAAUUAAAAUACAACCAUACUGUGCCUUAAAAAUGGAACCAAUUUUGUUUUAAAUAAAAAUCCAUUUUUUUAUCA